GCCAGACUUAGCCGAAUCAGUCAGAUCAAUUCCUAGAUGGCGAUUAAUUCAGGCGUCUUUGCCUCAUGUCAUGCAUGCCGUGGAAGCAAUGCUUUUCAACAGAAUUAAAGAUGGGAAUAUUACGAGUUUGGGCCACGUUGAAACGAAACUGAUGUACACUUUGCACUGGUUAAUUUUGGAUGCUGCAGAAGAAUGUGCCGAUGCAGACUAUGAAAAAGGAAUAUUUCACUCAUCACCAUUUUAUUAUCUGUUUCCAAUUUCAACAAUAACGUUGUUUAUCUACUUAUUUGCGCCGAUAUGCCACAGUUUGAAAGAGUCCGACUUCAGUUCAAAUUUUCGAUUGGAAAAUGGCCUAAAAAUUUGGCAAGCCAUGUGGGAGUUCCGGCAUCCAGAUUCUCCAUGUUUCACCAAUCAUUGCAAACCUAAACCGAAGUACAUGUCUGGAAAAAACAAUAAAUUCAAACAACAAUUUGGAGACGUCUUUCUUGGACUAUUGAUUACCACUUAUGUAAAUGGAUCCAAACCUCAAUUGCAAAACUUAAAGUACCUAAACAAAAACCAAAAGUAA
Messenger RNA from Aethina tumida (small hive beetle), 568 nucleotides. RefSeq names its product protein unc-80 homolog. Gene Ontology annotation, biological process: monoatomic cation homeostasis. Lineage: Eukaryota; Metazoa; Arthropoda; Insecta; Coleoptera; Nitidulidae. Gene Ontology annotation, molecular function: monoatomic cation channel activity. The record is from RefSeq and is a predicted model, not a curated record. The coding region runs from base 71 to 568 and encodes 165 amino acids. The transcript has 4 exons. Gene Ontology annotation, cellular component: axon; cation channel complex.